AAGCUAGUGAGAGAGUAAAGGCAUGUGUGGGUCGGUGGUUUCAGAUACAGAGCGCGAAUUUGAAUUUCAUUUCUGGGGUUUUGGCCAUUUGGGGAAGAAGAAGAGAGGGUAAUAAUGGCGGGAAAGCGUUCGUCGCCGUUCUCUUCUCCGUUGCUGAGACCACCACCACCGGAGCUUCUGAAUGUGAAGGAGGAAGGAGAAACGGAGACGUCGUGCUGGAGAAAGGAGGUGGACGAGAACUUGAAGCGUCUCCAAUCGUUACUCUUUGGCGCCGACCAAUUCCUGGAGAAAUCUGAUUUUUCUUCUGCUCAGAUCCUUGGGCUUCGUCUUCUAGGUUUCCUCGAUUCUCGCUCCGUUACUGAUGCCGAUCGUGAUUUCAUUGGUCCCAUUCGCCGAGAAGUUGCUUCUAAGGUCGAUUUAGCUUUGGAAGGACUCGUUACAGAUUCGGAUCGGAAAGCGUUUGAGCUUGCAAAUACAGCUCCAGGACCUAUUUUUGGCAGCAGAGGUGGAUUUGAUGUGGAGAAGAUUAAGCAGUCAAAACACUUUGGUUAUCAUCUCAGUCAAUUUAACGGAAAGGGUGUUAAAGAGAUGUUCAACUAUGAUUUCUGUAAGCAUUACUAUGAUGUUUUAUCUAAGAAUCACCUACUCUUCAACAUAGAUGUUUUCUUGUUUCAGGAAGAACGACAUGAUACAGAUAAGUUGAUUCCCAAAGCACCAAAGUCAAUGAUGCAAGCCAAACUGACAUCAUUGUAUGGAAACAGCAUUGGUAAACAAGAUAAUCAGCGCAAAACUUCCGUGAACAAUCAAGACCGUGCCUCUGAUGAAUGUGUCAUUGUCGAGAGAAGUCAUGGAUUUGGUUUUGGAACAAAGCGAACUCAUGCAGAAACUAGCAGCCUCGCAAAUGAUGGGGAAAUAAAGGCAGAUGGAGCUCCUAAUGGAUUUGUAUCCGCCAAAAUAAAAAUGGAAAUGGAUGUAAGACAAAGACGAGGAUCAACCGAGUCACCAAGUUCUUGUCUUUCUCCACAUAGUGAAAAAAAUGCUUUGGGUAGGGGCUAUGGUUCAAGAUCGGGUGGGUUAAGACGUGGAUACCGUGGUAAUUUUGUGCCUCCUGUUAAAUCUAAUGGGAAUAAUGUUGGAAACUUGACAUCUCGUAUUGGUGGAAAGACUGACGAUGCACUGGAUGAGUCAACCAGAACAUGUUUGGAGAUGCUCUGUGGUCCUGAUGGUGAGCUUCCCGAGAAGUUGAGAAAUUUGGAACCUCGUCUUAUAGAGCAUGUCAGCAACGAGAUUAUGGAUCGAGACCCCAAUGUCCGCUGGGAUGAUAUUGCUGGUCUGGAGCAUGCUAAAAAGUGUGUAACUGAGAUGGUCAUUUGGCCAUUGCUGCGUCCUGACAUUUUCAAAGGUUGUCGUUCACCUGGAAAAGGACUUCUUCUCUUUGGCCCACCAGGAACUGGUAAAACGAUGAUUGGAAAAGCUAUAGCUGGAGAAGCAAAAGCAACAUUUUUCUAUAUAUCAGCCAGUUCAUUGACAAGCAAAUGGAUUGGCGAAGGUGAAAAGCUAGUGAGGGCCCUUUUUGGAGUUGCGAGUUGCCGCCAGCCCGCUGUGAUAUUUGUGGAUGAAAUAGAUUCUCUACUAUCUCAGCGUAAGUCAGAUGGUGAACAUGAAUCUAGUAGAAGACUCAAGACACAAUUCCUGAUUGAAAUGGAAGGUUUCGACAGUGGCAGCGAGCAAAUUCUCCUUAUAGGAGCAACAAAUAGACCCCAAGAGCUCGAUGAAGCAGCAAGAAGACGACUAACCAAGAGACUCUACAUUCCUCUUCCUUCAUCUGAAGCAAGAGCAUGGAUUAUACAGAAUCUCCUAAAGAAAGAUGGGUUGUUUACACUGUCGGAUGAUGAUAUGAACAUCAUAUGCAACCUAACGGAAGGGUACUCGGGAUCAGAUAUGAAGAACCUGGUGAAAGAUGCAACUAUGGGUCCAUUAAGAGAAGCUCUCAAACGAGGGAUAGAUAUAACUAACCUGACCAAAGAUGACAUGCGUCUAGUAACUCUUCAGGAUUUUAAAGACGCAUUGCAAGAAGUAAGGCCUUCUGUUUCUCAGAACGAACUCGGAAUCUACGAAAAUUGGAACAAUCAGUUUGGUAGUUUAAGCCUAUAAGACUGAGAUCGGUGAGUUAUACAAACAAUAUAUCAUAUAUUAUCUU
Messenger RNA from Arabidopsis arenosa, 2200 nucleotides. NCBI's taxonomy places the organism in Eukaryota, Viridiplantae, Streptophyta, Magnoliopsida, Brassicales, Brassicaceae. The record is from the annotation of a GenBank genome assembly.